AAUAUCUAACCCUGCGAAGUGGUGACCGGUUGAUGCCUUCGCCAUGAACGCUGCCAAAGCUUUCCUCUACUCCUUCUCCCCGCAUUUCCAUCACCUUCACCCGCACAAAACCCGACCGGACAAAUCUUUGCACCGGAGGAGAUGCUCCGUCUCUGAACUCAGGCCCCCGAACCAGCGCAGGCACGACUUCCGGUUCUCCGUGAACCGCGAAGGGCAUCGGUUUGUCUUCCUGGUCAGGGCGCGACAGCCGGGCGUGAAGUCGGAGCCCUGCGAUGUGUCGACGGAGUCGGUGAAGUUCCAGGAUGAGCUGAACGAGGUCGUCGUGUCCGGCGAGGAGGAUGGCGUUGCGUGGUGGGAAGAGUUCCCGAAACGAUGGGUCAUCGUCGUCUUGUGCUUCUCCGCUUUCCUGCUAUGUAACAUGGACAGAGUGAAUAUGAGUAUUGCCAUACUUCCCAUGUCUGCAGAGUUCAACUGGAACCCGACUACCGUUGGCCUGAUCCAGUCUUCUUUCUUCUGGGGCUAUCUUCUCACUCAGAUUGCCGGUGGCAUUUGGGCUGACACUGUGGGUGGAAAGCUCGUCUUGGGAUUUGGGGUUGUCUGGUGGUCCGUUGCUACAGUUCUCACCCCGAUCGCUGCUAAAGUCGGGUUGCCUUUUCUACUAGUUGUUCGGGUCUUCAUGGGAAUCGGUGAGGGGGUUGCUAUGCCUGCCAUGAAUAAUAUACUAUCAAAAUGGGUACCUGUAUCAGAGAGAAGUCGAUCCUUAGCACUCGUCUACAGUGGCAUGUACUUGGGGUCAGUUACGGGCUUGGCCUUUUCCCCGUUUCUAAUACACCAGUUUGGGUGGCCAUCCGUUUUCUACUCUUUUGGUUCGUUAGGGACAGUAUGGUUUGCAAUUUGGCUUAAUAAGGCAUACAGUUCACCUCUAGAAGAUCCCCAUCUGCGGCCCGAGGAAAAGAAGUUGAUCCUAACAAAGAGUGUUUCAAGGGAGCCUGUGAAGACCAUUCCCUGGGGUUUAAUACUCUCUAAACAGCCUGUGUGGGCCUUGAUAAUCUCUCACUUCUGCCACAACUGGGGGACUUUUAUUCUGCUCACCUGGAUGCCGACUUACUAUAACCAAGUCCUGAAGUUCAAUCUGACUGAAUCUGGUCUUCUAUGCGUCUUGCCUUGGCUCACGAUGGCAUUCUCUGCUAACCUUGGUGGGUGGAUCGCUGACACUCUUGUCAGCAGAGGUUUAUCUGUGACAACAGUACGCAAGAUCAUGCAGACAGUUGGGUUCCUUGGUCCAGCUUUCUUCCUCACUCAGUUGAGCCACGUUAAUUCUCCCGCAAUGGCUGUUCUAUGCAUGGCAUGCAGUCAGGGAACUGACGCAUUCUCGCAAUCUGGCCUUUACUCAAACCAUCAAGAUAUUGCUCCUCGGUAUUCAGGAGUGUUGCUUGGUCUGUCAAAUACUGCCGGUGUUCUGGCCGGUGUGUUUGGGACUGCAGCAACGGGCUACAUCUUGCAACAUGGGUCUUGGGAUGAUGUGUUCAAGGUGUCAGUCGGGCUAUACUUGGUUGGAACUGUCGUCUGGAACCUUUUCUCGACUGGGGAGAAAAUUUUGGAUUAAGCUGAUUUACAAGCUUCGUUGCUGAAUGACCUACAGAGAAGACAGAGAACCGCGGAAUUUAUUGAUGCCGUACCAUUCCUGGAAAUGGAGGCUGAAGAGAUGAGCAUGGGCUAGAAGGAUCUGACGGCAUCUUUACGGAGAUACAGGAGGAUGGAGGAUUAUUUCAGUCCUUUGAAAAUUGAUGGCUAUUUUAUGCCAUUCCAGUAAAAGGGGGGGAACACCACCACAUCAUGCGAUUAAUUACUUGAUUGUGUAUACAUGGGUGUGCAGCAAUUUUAAUGUCUUAUACGAAAUUUAUUGUGUACAGUGGGUGAAUACUUAACCUCUCUAGCUAUGGCAAUUGGCAUUAUUCCUCAAAGGAUCUAUUCCAUUGGCCCUGGAGAUAAA
Punica granatum (pomegranate) is the source of this 1993-nucleotide messenger RNA. NCBI's taxonomy places the organism in Eukaryota, Viridiplantae, Streptophyta, Magnoliopsida, Myrtales, Lythraceae. The record is from RefSeq and is a predicted model, not a curated record.